ACGAGACGGAAGUCCUUAUUGGCGUGUUUUCGUUGUACCGUUGGUUUCUGUUGUACUUCACUUCUCUUGUCUUCAAAAUUCUCGGACGGCUGGAUUUGAACGUUGGAGCAAAUGGCGUGUUGUAACUCAGAAAUAGUAAAGAAAAAAGGGGAAACGUGAGUUUACGGCUCUCGAGUUUAAAAAAAAUAAGGCUUUUAAAACGCGAUCUUUGGCCAAACACCUGGAGAAAGGAAGAAUCAGUUUGUAUUUCAUGAAUCUAUUCACAGAUUUUUUCAAAAAUAAAGUUAGCUUUGUUCUUCAUAAAUGACAACAUGGUAACUGCUGAAAAAAAAUGAAUGGCAAACUGCAUUGUUAGUUGUUUCACUUUAACGCAUAAGAAGGGACGAUCUCUCAACAAUAUCCAGACUGUGUAAAAUGAAGACUCUCAUCAGCUGACUUCUUCAUGAAUACAAAACAGUUAAAUGAAAUAUCCUCACUAUUUUUCCAUAAGGAAUAUUGUAUCUGUUGGCUUUGGCAAUGGCAAAUCACUUGUGGGGAAUACUUAUUCUUAUUGGGAUUUUUAUAUACCCCAGUAUAUUCAAUGAGAACUGUAAAAAUGGCCGAUACACUUUGAACGUGAUCCUACUAGAUGACAAUGUUUCUCUAUGGAGUAAACAAAAAGUGGAGUCGGCGGUGAAUGCAGCACUGAAAUUUUUGGAAAGUAACAUCAGCACUGAACUCAAUAUAUCAUUGUCUCUUAAUGCGACGUAUCAUGGCUUCGACACCGCCUUGUACCAGGUGAAAGGCUGCCCAACUAGCACCUGUGAAGGGGUGGAAAUUCUCAAAAACUUGCUAAAGCACAAGACUCUGGGAUGUGUCUUGAUUGGGCCCACAUGCACAUAUGCCACUUUCCAGAUGUUUUCCUUGAACUCAUCUUUAUCGAUGCCCCAAAUCUCAGCAGGAAGCUUUGGACUUUCUUGUGACUUCAAGUCACAGCUGACACGCAUCCUGCCUCCGGCUCGCAAGCUCUCCACGUUUAUGAUAGAGUUCUGGAGGUUUAUUUCCAGUUCAGUGAAACCACAUCAAUGGACUGCUACUUACACAUACAAGAAGAAUGAAAACCCUGAAGAGUUUUUCUGGUACAUGAAUGCUUUGGAGGCUGGCUCUGCUGACUUUGCUAUAAACAUUUCCAUCAUUGAAAUCAUCAGGACACGAGAAAGAUUGUAUGACAUCAUCAAGGACCCUUUAAGAAAAAGUAAUGUGAUAAUAAUGUGUGGAACACCUGAAGAAGUACAGUUGCUUUUAAAGGGACAGCAGAUUGCGUCUGAGAUUGUCUUUGUUUUAGUGGACAUCUACAACCACAUUUACUACUCAAACACAACAUCAGCAGAAGUUAUGAGAAAUGUCUUGGUGGUAACCGUCCCCCCGCCCCAGCAACAUGACAACAACUCUGGAAGUUUUCAUUCGAUACCGCUCGAGAACGACUUUGUCACAGCUUACGUGGAUGGCGUCAUGCUCUUUGGUUCUGUCUUGAGAAACUAUCUUUCCACACAAAAGGAGAAAGCUGCAAACAGCAUGAUAGGAGAAUACUUUGUUCAACUCUUCCGAAAUACCACCUUUCAAGGGAUUAGUGGAGAAAUUCAUCUUGAUGAGUAUGGAGACCGCGAUGUUAACUUCACCAUUCUGUACACCACUACUGACACCUUGAAGUACACACCCCUUUUACAAUUUGACACAUCCAAAAAUGAAACUAAAGUCUUGGAUUCAAAGCCCAGGUUCAUUUGGACUCAAGGGCUGCCCCAGAAUGCCCCUUCGUCUGGUCCACAUGAGCUGAUGAUCGCCGUAAUAACACUCGCUGUGGUCGUGUGCGUCGUCCUGCUCAUUGCCCUGAUUGUGCUUCGCCAGUACAGGAAAGAGCGACACAUCCACUACAGGAAGUGGUCACACAUCCCUCCUGACAAGGUCACUGUUCUGGACACCAGUGAGAUGGGUCACGUCAGUCUGAAGAUUGAUGAUGACCGACGGAAGGACAGCACAGAUCGCAUUCAUAGAGGGCGUUAUGACAAGAAGAUUGUGAUUCUAAAGGAACUCCCACAUGUGGACAGCAAUUUUAGUGAAAACCAGAAAAUAGAGCUGAACAAGCUCCUUCUGCUUGACUACAACAACCUGACAAAGUUCUAUGGCACCACAAAGCUGGAUAUGGGCCUCUUCAGCGUGACAGAGUACUGCGAACGUGGCAGUUUAAGGCACGUUCUGAAUGACCGGAUUUCAUACCCUGAAGAAACCUUUAUGGACUUGGAAUUCAAGAUCUCAGUGAUGACCGACAUUGCAAAGGGAAUGUCCUACUUACACUCCAGCAAAACCGAAGUCCAUGGUCGUCUGAAGUCAACAAACUGCGUAGUGGACAGUCGCAUGGUGGUGAAAAUCACAGACUUUGGCUACAAUUCUGUUCUCCCACCACAAAAAAAUCUGUGGUUGGCUCCAGAACACCUGCGUCAAGUAGGAAUCUCUCAGAAGGGCGAUGUGUACAGCUUUGGUAUCAUUGCUCAGGAGAUUAUCCAGAGACGGGAGACAUUUUAUACUGAAGCUUGCUCAAACCACCAAGAGAAACUGUACAGAGUUCAGCAUCCCAGAAAGGAGUCUGCCCUUUUAAGGCCCGACUUGGAUUUUGAAAAAGCAGGGCAGAAAGAACUAGAGCUGUACCUUCUUGUGAAGAGUUGCUGGGAGGAGGACCCAGAGAAGCGACCAGACUUUAAAAAAAUAGAAAGCACUUUGAGCCGAAUCUUCAGCAACCUUAACAAUGAGGCGAAUGAGACGUACAUGGACACUCUCAUCCGACGUCUGCAGAUGUACUCGCGUAACCUGGAGCAUCUGGUGGAGGAGAGGACGGCGCUGUACAAGGCCGAGCGCGACCGAGCUGACCAGCUUAACCUUAUGCUGCUGCCACGACCAGUGGUGCGUUCUCUGAAGGAGACAGGCCGGGUGGAACCCGAGCUCUUUGAAGAGGUCACUAUCUACUUCAGUGACAUCGUGGGCUUCACCACCCUGUGCCAGUACAGCACCCCAAUUGAGGUGGUAGACAUGCUCAACGACGUCUACAAGAACUUUGACCAUAUCUUGGAUAAUCAUGAUGUUUACAAGGUGGAGACAAUUGGAGACGCAUACAUGGUGGUUUCUGGGCUGCCACGGAGGAAUGGAAAUCGUCAUGCCGUGGAUAUCUCGCUCAUGGCUCUCGACAUCCUUAGCUUUGUUGGCACAUUCAAGCUGCAGCAUCUUCCUGGGCUGCCCAUGUGGAUACGGAUAGGAAUCCAUUCUGGUCCAUGUGCUGCGGGUGUUGUUGGAAUCAAGAUGCCCCGCUACUGCCUGUUUGGAGACACAGUCAACACUGCCUCACGUAUGGAGUCUACCGGAUUGCCCCUCAGGAUCCACAUGAGCCAAUCAACUGUCAACAUCCUACAGAGGACCAAGUGCAAGUUUGAGUUCACAAAGAGGGGACCGACAUACCUAAAGGGGAAAGGCACGGAGAUCACUUACUGGCUCACUGGUGUCAAAGACCAGACGUACAACCUUCCAACACCUCCAACUGCGGAGAAUUUCCAAGGCUUGCAGGAGGACUUUUCAGAGUUGCUUGCCUCCGCCCUAAAGCGACGAGCUGAAAGUGACGGUCACAAGAGCGGGACUCUGUCACGUCACCAGUGCAGCGGUAGCUAUGACGACGUUCCUCUGGAAUAUCUGCAGCUCGCCACGAGCGAGAGCUUCAACACUUACUUCUAGGAGCGGACGGGAGAACUUGGACACUUCCUGCACAAAUGUGCAUUUAUUAUCAAAUAUUUUGAAUGGAUAUUGUUUCUCCACGAGUGAGCUUCAACUUGACAUGUAAUAUUUUUCCAUCUGCUUUCAUUCACGUGAAACAGACUGAACGUUUUGACAUCCUUUGUAUCCUGACGGAAACUUCGUUCAUUGCACGGAAUUCACUUAUUAUUACCACUUAUAAGCCAAAACACAUAAAGACUCUGCUAAAAGUAUUUGUAUAAUAUAUAACAUCAACCACUAUACGUAUUUAAACUUUAUACACCAGUAAUGUUUUUGCCUUUCUGAUGCUGU
This is a messenger RNA of Polypterus senegalus (gray bichir), 4083 nucleotides long. It is a transcript of the gene gucy2ca, whose product is annotated as guanylate cyclase 2Ca. The transcript has 28 exons. Gene Ontology annotation, biological process: intracellular signal transduction; receptor guanylyl cyclase signaling pathway; cGMP biosynthetic process. The coding region runs from base 517 to 3753 and encodes 1078 amino acids. Gene Ontology annotation, molecular function: guanylate cyclase activity; ATP binding; protein kinase activity. The record is from RefSeq and is a predicted model, not a curated record. Lineage: Eukaryota; Metazoa; Chordata; Cladistia; Polypteriformes; Polypteridae.